Harmonia axyridis is the source of this 2550-nucleotide messenger RNA. Its product is annotated as E3 ubiquitin-protein ligase MARCHF5. The record is from RefSeq and is a predicted model, not a curated record. The coding region runs from base 196 to 1122 and encodes 308 amino acids. NCBI's taxonomy places the organism in Eukaryota, Metazoa, Arthropoda, Insecta, Coleoptera, Coccinellidae. Gene Ontology annotation, molecular function: zinc ion binding. The transcript has 4 exons.
GGAGAGAACAAGAACUAACUUUCCAUUUUGAUGAAAGUGACGUUUCUAACGAAAACGAAAGUUGUUGCCGAAAAACUAGAACGAAAAUCAAAUUAAACGUCAUGCUCAUGCAAUAAUUUUUUCACAUUGACACCUGGAACGUUGAAUCAUUAUCUCUGUUUGCUUCAAAAUUUUUUGUUAUGAAUUGAUUUCAGUAUGAACAACGAAACACGUUCUCAAAAUUCACUGCCUUCUCCUGACAAUGAACCCCCAGUUAUUCCAUUAAGUCAAAGAGAAUCUUCGAGAUAUUGUUGGGUUUGUUUUGCCACUGAAGAGGAAGAUAGAGAAGCUGCUUGGGUGCAACCAUGCAACUGCAAAGGAACCACUAAAUGGGUGCAUCAAGCAUGUCUUCAAAGAUGGGUAGAUGAGAAACAAAAAGGAGGCAAUGUUGGGAAGGUUACUUGCCCUCAAUGUCAAACUGAAUACAUUAUAGUUUUUCCAAACAUGGGUACUUUGGUUUUAAUUUUAGAUACAGUAGAUAGUUUUAUAUAUAAGGGUUGUCCAUUUUUGGCUGCUGGCAUAGUUGUUGGAGCGGUUUAUUGGUGUGCCGUUACUUAUGGUGCUAUAACAGUAAUGCAAGUAAUAGGUCAGAAAGAAGGAUUGAUUAUAAUGGAGCAAGCUGACCCCCUUAUUCUUCUGAUUGGACUACCGGCAAUACCUGUAGCACUUGUUCUCGGUAAAAUGAUCAACUGGGAAGAUGCUGUACUCAACUUUAUUAGAAACAGUCUGCCGCAUUUCCCUUUGGUUAAGCAUGUCUUACCCUUCAGAAUUGAUGUGGGUCCAGCUGAAGCUUCAAGAGAAAACGAUCUACCCCCAAUAUCAAAUCCAGUAUCUGCUACCAGAAUUCUUUGUGGAGCUUUGCUACUUCCAACUAUUGCUAACAUCUUUGGGAAACUAUUUUAUGAUAAUUACAAGUCUAAUUUCCAUAAAACUGUUUUGGGUGGAAUAACUUUCAUAUUGCUAAAGGGAUGUUUCAAGAUCUAUCAUAAACAGCAACAGUACAUAAGACAGUGCCAAAGAAAAAUUCUGGACUACACUGAAUCAAAUAUCGCGACUUAUAUACGCAACAGGUCUUCAGAAUAAUCCAGUUUAUUGUUUUCUAUUAACCGUUAAUUUGCAUUUUCAGUUUAUAAUCUCAAUCCAAGUAUGAACUAUUUAACUGUUGAGUAAUUUUAAGGACAUCAACUUUUUCAAUAAAUAUAUUUACUCCAACGUCAUCUAAACAGAUAUUUGCAUGACUGUAUUCAUGAUUCGACUCCAAUGAACUUGGUCUAAUGAUGAUAAGAGGAAAUAUAUACUAAUUUUGGAUACACAGUUCAGGAAUAUUUGUUGCAACGAUGAAAAACUAAGAGGAAUGGUAGUACAAAUAUUUGAUUAUUAUAACUUUUUUGACAAAAGCUAUAUCAGGUAAAUCAAUUAAACUCCUUACGAUACCAAUUGAUGGGUGUUAUCGUUUCAAAUGAAAUAAAAAUGUUCUUUGAAGAUUCCAUGUUGAGUAUUUAGUGAUAUUUAUUAUGUGGGAGAAGAAAUCAGUUAUUUAUAUUCUUGUUCUUUGAAAUGAAAAGGGUUUAACUAAAUAAAAAUUUAUAAUUUGGAAAUAUUUUAUUUUUCUAUCUUAUGGGACUAAUUUUUGAAGUAUUUGAUGAAGAGGGAGAAGAGUUUUUUUGUUUUUUAAAUAGGGUUCAAUCAAAAUGAAAAAAAGUACACUGACUGGCUGAAUAUGUUCAACAUUUCUUUUUUUUUUUCAAGAAGAAAUAUUUCAGCUAUUAUUUUCAAAUGGUCUUUUCAUCUGAUAAUUAAUUCAUAGAUUUUUGAUGAAUAAAAUAAUAAUUUGCAACCUAAGGAAUUCAAUGAAAUUGUGAAUACAACAAAUCUAAAAUUAUCUUAUUGAAACUAUUAUCUAUGUAUACUUGAGUCUGUUCUUAGCAAUUACCAGAAACAGUGACUAUUGACAACUAAAACCUUAUAAAAAAUUUAGGAAAUUUAACUUGUGUAUGGGUAUAUCUUAUUUUUCUUGAGAAGUAAAGAUUAUAUCCACAUAGCCUUGAAUGAAAAAACCAUUGUUACUACUUUUAUUAAUAAAUUUCGAAACAUUAUGUUGUCCUUCAAACAUCAAAUAUUUCAAUUAUAAAGACUGAUUUUGAUCUUAAUUGUUUUAUUUGUUUUUCUUUUAUAAUGAAAAAAAUUUAUGUAAAUUUUUGAAAUUUUGUGUAUAAACUGUAAAUAAACUGAAAGUAAAAAAAAGCAAUAAAUACGUACUUAUCGUUCCUUGAAUAAAAAAGCUUCUAAUCAUUUCAAAAAUGACCUGUGAUGAUGGAUUAAUUGUAUUGAAUGCACCAAUUUAUGAUAAUGUUGUAUAUGUUGCUUUUAUUUUUAUAAAAAAAAACAAAAAUUCUUUUUCUGAUGUUUCAUUUAUAUUCAAUAAAUGUUCAGAUUUAAAAUACAAUUUAGAUUUCAUGAUAAUGUUCAAUUCACAAUGUUAAUUAAAGAUAUUAAAAAUGUUAGUUCUAA